AUGGAAAGAGGGAUGCAAAGAUGCAAGGCCUCAAUCGAAGACCUGCAGCUUGCUUUCUUAUGCGGACUUCAUGACAGGCUCGGGAGCGUGAGCCCAGUGAAACGUCUGCAUGUUGACAUGUGCAAGUACAUAGCUCAGGAAGCAAAGUACUUUCACGUCUCACACGUCAAGAGAGAGCAAGACUUUGCAACGAUCAGCUCGGCGAUCAAGGAGGUUCCGGAAGGGAGGUGUGGCGUUAUCUUAGUGCAUGAGGGCGAAUACACGGAAAGUCAAGGGCUGAAGAUCUGCAAACGACUGACACUCCAGGCAUCAAACUACGAGCGGGGAAACUCAUUCCUGAAAUGCUCCCUGGGGGGCCUGGCUGACAAAGAUGACAUGUCCAACAAGCUGAAAGAAGUAUCCUCCUCCAGCUCCUCUCCCUCCUCUCCCUCCUCCCCCUCCGACCUCGAGUGGCCCGAGGAGCUGCUCAUGGCGAUCCCUCCGACGCUGGGAGGAGGGAUCCUGGCCGGUCCCAUGGACGAGCAGGAAGACGGAGGGAACAGGGAGGAAGAGGAAAGAGCAGAGGAGCGGUUAAGAAUCCGGUCGAGGCUGCAGGAGGAGAAGGAGGGCAGGGGGUUGGGAGGAUCGCGAGUGGUGAUGAGGAUGUGGAGCGGGGACAGCAAGGUUCCCCCAAGGUACCUGGUGUGCGUCGUCGGUUCCCAGACGCACGUAGAGAUCAACGGGCUCACGAUCAUGCUGCUGGGAGGACGGAGACCAGAGGAGGCGGAGGGGGCGAACGCUGGCGAUCGCUGCGAAAGCAGGGAGGAGGGAGGACGAGGGGAAAGAGGGGAGGGAGGGGAGGGAGGGGAUGGACGGGAUGGGGGGGCGCCGGAUGGAGGAGAGAAAUCGUGCACAUGCGAGGAGGAGGUAAGAUGGAGAUGA
Guillardia theta CCMP2712 is the source of this 921-nucleotide messenger RNA. RefSeq lists its product as hypothetical. Lineage: Eukaryota; Cryptophyceae; Pyrenomonadales; Geminigeraceae. The transcript has 6 exons. The record is from RefSeq and is a predicted model, not a curated record. Bases 1 to 921 code for a protein of 306 amino acids.